AUGAAAGGCGACUGUGAGACAGGGAAAUAUGGUUUGGACUGUAGCUACACCUGUCAAUGUGACGGCGCCUACUGUCGUGACGACACAGAUACAUAUCGGAGAAACGGUGUUUACAUCUACAGCUCAACAGAAGCCAACCAAACGAAUACGGGCCACCGGUGUGGUUCAACCACUAAAAACAGUCCUGGUAUAACAACAGUUACAUGUGGCAGUACAGCCAGAUACAUCACUCUCUACCGGGAAAUACCAAACGGUGAAAGCACAAUGGACUUUUGUGAAGUAGAAGUGUACAUUUGUUAUCCUGGAACCUUUGGUGAUGACUGCAGCCAGUUUUGUCACUGCCUGAAUGGACCGUGUAAAUACUCAACUGGAGAAUGUACAGGCGGAUGUAAACCAAACUGGAGCGGGACGAAAUGUACUGUUUGUGAUUUCAGUCACUAUGGUGAUUUAUGCAGUAAAAACUGUUCUAGUAGACACUGUCACGGCAUAUCAACAUGUAACGCCAAUGGGGAAUGUUCAUAUGGAUGUGAUCUAGGAUGGAGAGGGACAGACUGUAUGGAAAAGUGCCCUUUUGGUCGUUAUGGAAAAUAUUGUGCAAAAUACUGUACGGAGCGGAAUUGUUUGGAUAGUUCCCGUUCCUGUGAUCGAAUGACUGGGGAAUGUGCUGGCGGUUGUAACCGAGGAUAUCGGUCUGUGGAUUGUAGCAAGUCAUGUUCUGAUGGAACAUAUGGCUACAACUGCAGCGCGUCAUGUGUUGAUCGACACUGCAGUGGUAAUCUUACUAAUCAAGAAUGUGACAGAUUCUUUGGCACUUGUACUCAGGGAUGUCUGAGUGGCUGGGAUUUGCCAGAUUGCGCAGUUCGGUGUCACGAUGGCACGUACGGACCUGGGUGUAAAUUCAAUUGCAGAGAAAGCCACUGUAAAGGAGUCAGCACAUCAUGUGAUCCAGAAAAUGGAAUGUGCCUUAAUGGUUGUCAACCAGGAUGGAAGAAUCCACGUUGUUCUGUAGCAUGUGACACUGGUACAUACGGCCCAGACUGUCGGUUAUCGUGCUCACAGAGAUAUUGUCAGGAUGAAUCUGCCAGCUGUGACCAUGUUACUGGUUCCUGUGGAGGUCCAUGUAAGGGCGACUGGAAGGAAAGAGACUGUACCGUGAAAGCUGACACUAGCAACGCAUACACUGAUAAUCGUAAUUUCGUUGUCAUCGCCGUUUCCGUUGUGGCGGGUGUCCUUUUUGUACUGUUGGUCAUAGUGACGAGUCUUUCCAUUUGGAAAAUUAAAGGUAACAGAGCCAAAUGGGACUCCUAUCAGCAAGAGAUGACGAAAACGAACACAAACCCACCCAGACAACCUACAGACCCUAGUGCUGUAGAAUAUGAAAUCGUCGAUAGACAAGAUGGCGGCCACAACAGUCCCAGAGGUUCCAGUUCUCAACAAGUUUCCACCUCCCGUUCAGCCAAUUAUGGCAAUUCUCCGACGUCACGUGGGGUUGGCUAUGUUAAUGCAGACCAAACAAAUGAAUACGAAAAGCUUGAUUUACCUAACCCAUGAUAACUGGUGUCUAGACAGCUGGAAAUGGAAACAUAUUCAUAAGCUAGAUAUUACCGAGUAAAAAUACAAAACAUAUUAUAUUAGCAGGGGCGGCUGUAAUAUAUUUUGUUUUUAGGUAGGAGGUGUAAUGCGAAAAACGGUCACCUUCGGUAUUUCAAAGAAUACUGAUGUACAUUUGGCAGACAAUUUUCAUGAUAUUUUGAAUUUGUGUGGAGGUAUGUGCAGCCCCAGCAACCUCCCUUGGAUCUUAAUACAAAUAUAACACAAACUGCUGACGAUUUUAAUUUCCCUGAAGAAUACAGCUCAACGUCUUGCGAAACGAUAUUGUAAAAGAAUUAAUGUGAUGUAAGUUUGACUAAUUUGAGAUAUUCGACCAGUAUAAUACAAUAUUGGUAUUCAGCAGGGACUUGAAACGCUUGUUACUAGCGUCCACACUUACUUUGUCCUAGUAUAAAUUGUGGAUUUGUUAAAAAUGAACGUCAUUCAUAUGGAAAUUACUUCCUGUCCCUCUGUUAUACGUGUAUAUGUUACAGUCUCUCUGUCUCUCUCUCUCUCUCUCUCUCUCUCUCUCUCUCUCUCUCUCUCUCUCUCUCUCUCUCUCUCUCUCUCUCUAUAUAUAUAUAUAUAUAUAUAUAUAUACAGUGUUCUAGCUAGCAAUAAAUAAAGGGGCGCUGCGCCCUGCCCCUGUUUUGUGCCGCCCUGCCGUGUUUGUUACCGCACCACCUCUGAUUAUCGCCGCCCUGCCCUACUUCAUUGUCAAACAAAAAUACAAAAUCUUGUUUUCCUCUCAAAGCGUGUACCGUGUUGUUACGAGUCUGAAUUCCCAAGUAAAAAAUGUUUGACAAUACAUUGUUUAGCGACAGUUGUGAAAGCCGACAGCAGUAACGUGAUAUGUCUUUUCUUUUCUUUUCUAUUAUUAGUCGAUAUGACUGCAGACGAGCAGACAGGCAGUCUUACAAAGCUUGAAUGCGAAGUAAUCCUCACACCGUCACGCUCAUAACCACACAUCACCUAGCAAACACCUAGUUGAAAGUAGACCAUCAUGAUAAACUUCCACAGAACGUCAAAUGCGAAAUUAGUAAAUUUUUGAAAGUAAUUGUUGCCUUUGCGAAUACCCAGACCAAGAUACAUAUAGUUUUAAUUGAUGUCAGUAGUCCUUA
Gigantopelta aegis is the source of this 2711-nucleotide messenger RNA. RefSeq names its product multiple epidermal growth factor-like domains protein 10. The coding region runs from base 1 to 1551 and encodes 516 amino acids. NCBI's taxonomy places the organism in Eukaryota, Metazoa, Mollusca, Gastropoda, Neomphalida, Peltospiridae. The record is from RefSeq and is a predicted model, not a curated record. The transcript has 11 exons. Gene Ontology annotation, molecular function: scavenger receptor activity.